Messenger RNA from Drosophila grimshawi, 1755 nucleotides. RefSeq names its product cAMP-dependent protein kinase type II regulatory subunit (gene Pka-R2). Lineage: Eukaryota; Metazoa; Arthropoda; Insecta; Diptera; Drosophilidae. Bases 398 to 1528 code for a protein of 376 amino acids. Gene Ontology annotation, cellular component: cAMP-dependent protein kinase complex. Gene Ontology annotation, biological process: regulation of protein phosphorylation. The record is from RefSeq and is a predicted model, not a curated record. Gene Ontology annotation, molecular function: cAMP-dependent protein kinase regulator activity. The transcript is spliced from 10 exons.
AGUGGUAGAUAUAUUCUCUCGGAUAUCGGGCAAUGCGUGCGUUCAAAACUUGAAAACUAAUUACUCACACCAAAAUUCAUAAAAACAGUGCUAACUAUUUUACCAAAAAAAAAAGAAGAAAAAUAAAUUAAAAAAUCGCUAAACGAAAAUUCACCUUACAAAUUUUGUCGUCUCGAUUGUGAAGCAAGAAGCAAAAAUCAAGAAGUCAGCAGCAGCAACAACAAAAGCAACAAUCGUAAGAAGUAAAAAGCCAGAGUGUGUGGCGACCAGCAACUGAGAGACACUCUGUGUUUGUGUGUGCGAGCGAGCGAGAGAGAGAGAGACAGAGAGACAAUUAUCGUUUCGUUUUGUGGUUUAGCAGCAGCAGCAGAAGCGCAGCGUCAAAGUCAGCACAAAUAUGUCCACCGAUUCCAGUCGACGCAUUCAGGUGCCGGAUGAGCUCAAAGAGGUGCUUUUGCAGUUCUCCAUCUCGUAUCUGGUCGAACAGCCACCGGAUCUGCUUGACUUUGCCGCCGAAUACUUUAACAAACUGCAGGCAAAUCGGCCAACAACAGCCACUGAUAACGGGGCCGAUGAUCAGAUAAGCCUCAACUCACAAGAUGGCGACGCCGAACCACCAAUAGUACAAAGCACACGUCGCAAAUCCGUGUUCGCCGAGGCUUACGAUCCGGAGGCGGACGACGAUGAUGAGGGCGCCACUGCCAUAUUCCCCAAGACAGAUGACCAGCGGGCGCGUCUCGUCGAGUCGGUGAAGAAUGUGCUGCUCUUCCGUUCGCUGGAGAAGGAACAGAUGAAUCAAGUGCUGGAUGCGAUGUUCGAGCGGAAGGUGGAACCAGGCGAUUUCAUCAUACGCCAGGGCGAUGAUGGUGAUAACUUUUAUGUUAUUGAAUCUGGCAUCUACAAAGUCUAUAUAAAUGAUAAACACAUUAGCACCUACAACCACACCGGACUAUUUGGUGAAUUAGCGCUGCUCUACAAUAUGCCCAGAGCGGCCACCGUGCAGGCGGAAACCGUUGGCCUACUCUGGGCCAUGGAUCGCCAGACAUUCCGACGCAUUUUGCUCAAGUCGGCGUUCAAGAAGCGAAAAAUGUACGAGGAGCUGUUGAACAAUGUGCCCAUGCUGAAGGCCCUGCAGAACUACGAGCGCAUGAAUCUGGCCGAUGCCCUGGUCUCCAAGGCAUACGAGGAUGGUGAGCGCAUCAUCAAACAGGGUGACGCUGCUGAUGGCAUGUACUUCAUUGAGGAGGGCACCGUGUCUGUGCGCAUGGAUCAGGACGAUUCGGAAGUGGAGAUAUCCAAACUGGGCAAGGGCCAAUACUUUGGCGAACUGGCACUGGUCACACAUCGGCCACGUGCCGCAUCCGUUUACGCCACAGGUGGCGUCGUUAAGCUCGCAUUUCUUGAUGUGAGGGCAUUUGAGCGUCUGCUCGGACCCUGCAUGGAUAUUAUGAAGCGCAACAUUGAUGACUAUGAAUCGCAGCUGGUUAAAAUAUUUGGCAGCAAAAAUAAUAUCACCGAUACACGAUAAAAAGUCUGAACAACAACAACAACAACAAACAAACAAACAAACAAACAACAAUAACAAAAUGCAGCUACAACAACCACAAGCAGGCUAAUGGGUUUAAAAGGACUCUGCACAAACUAAACGAAGGCAUACAUACAACAACCAACAACCAACAACCAACAUCAACAACAUCAACAACAACAGCAAUAACAAGCAUGCAAUGCACUAACACAACCAAUACAAGCGCAAAC